This is a messenger RNA of Diprion similis, 3116 nucleotides long. It is a transcript of the gene cue, whose product is annotated as protein cueball. The coding region runs from base 374 to 2191 and encodes 605 amino acids. The transcript has 7 exons. Lineage: Eukaryota; Metazoa; Arthropoda; Insecta; Hymenoptera; Diprionidae. The record is from RefSeq and is a predicted model, not a curated record.
CGUACCUACGCGGAUACUAUCGCUGCGCAGGCCGACCUAACCCAGAGUUCUACUCAAAAUCAGCCUCAGACCGUGAGAGCCGUGGCGCUGUUAGUUGACUGCCGAAUUGGCUGCUCCGGCCAGCAAAUGAUCCGUCACUAUUGUGUAGCAGAAGGAACUACACAUGCUUGAAAAGUCCGCCCGGAAUACAGAGCGAUUUUGCACUCUGUUCGGGCGAAGUCACGCCGCGUGCUCUGUGUUACCUGUCGAGUGCGCGUGCCUACCUUAUUAUUCGUGAUUACCGCAUAACUGUUUCGUGUGUUCUUUUUUUAAUUUGCUCUCAUUCAAGCCGUAUCAUUGUAUUCAUUUUAAUCUAAUCGAUAUAUGAAAUAGUAUGGUAUCUCGUGACACGUUUCUUCUGACACUAGCCUUAGUGUCUGCAUUUUUGGUUGUUUCUAUGGAUGCUCAAUCCUGGGACGUGGCUGUAGCAAUUCGUAAUCGGAUUGAUUUUUUUUCAAAAAAUGGAACCCAGACUUUCAAUUUGACAGUUGACAAGGAUGCGGAGCUGAGAGGCCUUGCCUUUGAUUACGUCACACAAACAGUGUACAUGAGUGAUUCAAAAAAUUCAGAUAUUUUCAUGUACAGCCAUAAGCUGGACGAGAAAUCUUCCGUGUCACCGUCUGUACUAAAACCUGAGGAAGGUUCAAAAUCAACAGCAGUGGGGAUAGUAUUUGAUCCCUCUGAGCGAACGCUCUAUUGGACCGAUCAAUCACUCAACGCAUUAAUGAAAAUGAAAAUACCUUCAGAAGAAAAUCCUAAGCCUACGCCAAUUCGGUUGCACAAUUUUACAGACCACAAACCUCAUGGUAUAGCGCUAGAUAUCUGCAACAAACACAUUUAUUGGGCCAACAGUUAUUCCUCUAAACAUAGCAUAGAACGAUCAAACCUGGAUGGUUCUGAUAGGAAAGUAAUUGUUGAUACUGAAUUGUUUCGAGCUUACGGAUUAGCUGUUGAUCAUGAAGGUGGAAAAUUGUAUUGGACUGACGACUCGGAAGGUUAUAAGUAUAAAAUUGAGCGCAGUGAUUUGAAUGGAAAUGAAAGGGAAAAAUUGUGGGAGGGUACGUCUCAGCAACCAGUUUACAUCGCGGUGGACAAGGACACAGUGUAUUGGACGGAUUGGGGAUCAAACGCAGUCUGGAAGAUAGGAAAGAACCCUACCACCGAAGAAGAACCAGUCAAAUUUGUGAAAUACAAAAUAUUGCGUCCCCGUAAUCCUUUUAUCGAGAGUAUAAUAACUCGGGAGAAUACUGAAAAUAUUGACUGUGAAGCUAUAUUGAGAAGACAAAAUAAACCGGUCAAAAAUAUCGUGCUGCCAGCGUCUCCUGACGAGUUCCAUAAUCACGUCACGAAUGACACUGCAGAAACAACCCAGAUAGACAAAAACUGCCGAAACAACAGCUAUUAUGAUGAAUCAACUUCAUCUUGUCGUUGUAACGAAGGAUUCAUUGGAGUUAAUUGCGAAACACUAUCCCCAUGCAAUAAUUAUUGCAUACAUGGAAACUGCACACUUGACAAUAAAGGCUUGCCUCAAUGUCGUUGCACGAGUUCGUAUGUUGGGAAAAGAUGUGAGCGAUAUAUUUGCGAUGGGUAUUGCCUGAACGAUGGUUUUUGCUCAGUGUCGAAUGCGAUGCCAUCGUGCAAAUGUGAACAUUCUCGAGGACCUCGUUGCGAAUAUACUACAGAAUUAGAUGAACUUUGUUCCCAAUAUUGCAUGAGACCAGAAAAUACAUUGACUGGUAUCAACAUUACAUUAUGCAGGUGUGGCGAAUGGAACGGGACCUUCUCCGAGUUCUCCUUUUCUGCCGAACAACCUAUGUCAUCAACCAUAAUUGUAUGGACUCUUGUAGCUGUUAUUGGAACACUAACAAUAGUCGUUGGUGUGCUGAGUUACCACGUCCACAAACUCAGACGUCGACCCAGGAUCAGGAAACGUUUCGUUGGUGGCAAGCGUGGGAAUACUCAGCUUACAUCUAGACCCCAAGGACCAACCGAUAGUUACGAAAUUUCUAUAGAGAACUGCUGCAACAUGAACAUAUGUGAAACACCUUGUUUUGAACCAAAACUUCGAACUACACCAACUAAAAGUAAGAGUACAAAAAAGGACGAGAAGAAUUCGCUCCUGGACAGUAUGGAGGGUGCGGAUUCUUGCUAGCUGAGACUUAUAUAUUGUACGUAAGACGGCCAAUGUCACACAGGUUUUCCUUUGGGACCGUGCAGUCUUAAAAUUCAAUAUAGGUAUAUGUACAUAUACUGAAAAAAAACUUAAGUAUUGUUGUUAAGUUUGUUAAUAUGUAUGGCGCGUCAGCAUUGCAAGGUGCAUAAGUUUGGAAUCAUUUAUCAGGUCAUUGCAAAGGAUAUAUUAUCUUUUAAAUGAUUAUUAACCAAAGUGAGUGCAAAGACGAUAAAGUAUGUCUAUACUUUACAAAAUGUGCACCGUUUCCAAAUUUAUGGUCUGCAGAUCAACUUGGACUGCAAUUUUUUUUGGAUAACUGUUAGUUAUGUAUGUACAUAUUUCCUCUCUUAAGAUAUUCACAAAUAGAAGAAAACAUUUUUUAAACGAUUUUUUUCUGCCCUUCCAUGCCUUCGUAUUUUUGUAUUGCGCUACUGUAAAGGGCUUGUCAGUAGAAGGGAGCAUCAGUGACAUGAACAAAACCUUGUCAACAUUAUUGAAAUGUUAUAAUUUCAAUAUGUGAUUUUAGUUAGUUUUACACACAAUUAUAGGCCAUUGCUUUACAUUAUUUACACACCUAUUAUAUGAUCUGAAUAUAAUUAUUGAUGUAACGUUUUUCUCCUUGGAGAUCGAACGCUUUACAAGUUAUAGCUGUCAUUUUUGUUUCCGGUUUCACUUCUCUAUUUAAUUUCAUCUAAGAUGAACUAUCAUGUCUCAUAACUAAUACAAACCAAGGACAAUCAAUCAUUUGUAAAUGAAUCAGAGAUCAGGUUCUUGGCACAUGUGAUAUUACAAAAACCAAGUUGAAACGAAAAUCUGCCGAUUCAACUUUUGCAGGCUUUUUAAUUAGAUCGUGAAGCAUUGCACAGAGGUGGUAAAGAAGUAUCUGUGAAAUAAUUUGAAAACG